Striga asiatica is the source of this 752-nucleotide messenger RNA. The record is from the annotation of a GenBank genome assembly. NCBI's taxonomy places the organism in Eukaryota, Viridiplantae, Streptophyta, Magnoliopsida, Lamiales, Orobanchaceae.
AUAGAAGAAAAUACUACUAAUAACAAUAACAACAUUACCAUGAAAAAAGUCGUAGUUGCAGUGGAUGAAAGUGAAGAAAGCAUGUAUGCCUUAUCAUGGUGCCUCAGCAAUCUCUUAUCCGAGAAAAAUAUCAAUCAAAACAGCACCUUAAUCCUCCUCUACAUAAAGCCACCUGUACCUGUGUACUCAGCUCUAGAUGUUACAGGAUAUCUUUUGGCUGGGGAUGAAAUUGCAAAUAUUGAAAAAUACAACAGGAAUUUGGCAAAUUCAGUGAUGAGUAGGGCAGAGGCAGUUUGUAGAAAAUUCGAUACUACAGUCAAAGUGGAGAAGAAAGUUGGGAAUGGAGAUGCAAAGGAUGUAAUAUGCACAGCUGUUGAUAAACUAAAAGCAGACAUUUUGGUCAUGGGAAGCCAUGAUUAUGGUUUCUUCAAGAGGGCAAUUCUGGGAAGUGUGAGUGAUUACUGUGCAAAGCAUGUUAAGUGUCCGUUGGUGGUCGUCAAGCGUCCCAUGCCGGCUUAGCAUUAUGAGAAAUAACUAAAUGUUGUGUAAUGUCUUUGUGUUUGUUUUGUGGUUCAAUGUUAUGUAUAGUAUAAGGGUUUAUCUGUGCAUAGUUCAAGUUCUUGCAGCUUCAAAUUAAGCCUGGAAAAAGGUGUAUUGUAAUGUAUUGUGAUGGACGUUUAAGAUUUAUUUCGCUAUUUAGCUAUUAUUUGGCUUCAGAUCACUUUAGAUUGUAGUACUCUAUUCAUUGCCGG